AUGAUGAUGAUGAUGAUGAUGAUGAUGAUGAUGAUGAUGAUGAUGAUGAUGAUGAUGAUGAUGAUGAUGAUGAUGAUGAUGAUGAUGAUGAUGAUGAUGAUGAUGAUGAUGAUGAUGAUGAUGAUGAUGAUGAUGAUGAUGAUGAUGAUGAUGAUGAUGAUGAUGAUGAUGAUGAUGAUGAUGAUGAUGAUGAUGAUGAUGAUGAUGAUGAUGAUGAUGAUGAUGAUGAUGAUGAUGAUGAUGAUGAUGAUGAUGAUGAUGAUGAUGAUGAUGAUGAUGAUGAUGAUGAUGAUGAUGAUGAUGAUGAUGAUGAUGAUGAUGAUGAUGAUGAUGAUGAUGAUGAUGAUGAUGAUGAUGAUGAUGAUGAUGAUGAUGAUGAUGAUGAUGAUGAUGAUGAUGAUGAUGAUGAUGAUGAUGAUGAUGAUGAUGAUGAUGAUGAUAAUAAUAUCUUCUGUGUCACGUAUACGGAAAUUAGAUUGGAUGCGAUAA
Messenger RNA from Schistosoma mattheei, 489 nucleotides. The record is from the annotation of a GenBank genome assembly. NCBI's taxonomy places the organism in Eukaryota, Metazoa, Platyhelminthes, Trematoda, Strigeidida, Schistosomatidae.